Messenger RNA from Salvia miltiorrhiza (redroot sage), 844 nucleotides. Its product is annotated as casparian strip membrane protein 1-like. NCBI's taxonomy places the organism in Eukaryota, Viridiplantae, Streptophyta, Magnoliopsida, Lamiales, Lamiaceae. The record is from RefSeq and is a predicted model, not a curated record. The transcript has 3 exons. The coding region runs from base 75 to 662 and encodes 195 amino acids.
AACACAUUCCAAUUACAUACAAGAUUUUUUUUGCGAUAAAAAAAAUAUAGUAUAUUUUUUUAGGCUUACUAAAAAUGGGUAAGAAAAAGGACAACGCUCAAGAAAGUGGAGAUGAGGAAAAUGGAAGUGCACAAGAGGAGACUCCUCCGCCUCCUCCUCCCAGCAGAGGAAUGUCAUUGGUCGAUUUGAUAUUGAGAAUCGUCGCCGCCGUUAGCACGAUGGGCAGCGCCAUAGCCGUCGCCACGACUAGCCGAUCGAUCCCCUCCUUCGACAACUUCAUUCAUUUCACGUCUCGUCAAUAUCAAGAUUUCCCUACUUUCACGUUUUUCGUGGUCUCAAAUGCCAUAACAACAGCAUACCUGGUUCUGUCGCUCGCGCUCUCCAUAUUCCACAUCUUCAAGACCGGCGCCAAAGUCACCAGGACCGUUCUCAUCAUACUCGACACGACUAUUGUAUCUCUUCUAACGGCGGCAGCAUCGGCGGCGGCGGCAAUCGCGUAUGUGGCACACAAGGGCAGCGAGGAGGCGCAGUGGGUGGGGAUUUGUGAGCGUUACAACUCGCUGUGUGAGAGGGUUUCUGGAGCUCUGGUUGGAUCCUUCAUGGGGAUUCUUGCUCUUAUGCUGCUCAUUUUUUUGUCUGCUGUUGCCCUCUCCAGAAACUAAUUAAUUUUGCAUGUGUCUCUACAGAAAUCACUACCCUAAUUUCAUGUAAUUUUAUAGUUCGUGUCUUCAUUUUUUAUUUUUUGUUUUCAGUUGGCUAUGAUUUGGCAAUAUAAUAUUGCAGUCGAUUAAUGUACUUUUCAUCAACGUCAUGUUGUAUAAUUAAGAAUACAUUAAUUUGUUCA